GCCGGCGAGUAAACAGAGGGAGCAGCAGCGGCCGCGGCCGCCGCGGGCCGGGGCAGUGAGUCCACCCGCCCGCCGAGGUCCGCCCGCCCGCCGAGACCCGCCCGCUGCCGCUGCCGCUGCCAUGGCCGAAGUGCGCAAAUUCACCAAACGGCUCAGCAAGCCUGGCACGGCGGCUGAGCUCCGGCAGAGCGUGUCUGAGGCCGUGCGGGGCUCCGUGGUGCUGGAAAAGGCCAAAGUUGUUGAGCCCCUGGACUAUGAGAAUGUUAUUGCCCAAAGAAAAACCCAGAUUUACAGCGACCCCCUCCGAGAUCUGCUUAUGUUUCCAAUGGAAGAUAUAUCUAUCUCAGUGAUAGGUCGUCAGCGCAGAACGGUGCAGUCUACUGUACCAGAAGAUGCUGAAAAGAGGGCCCAGAGUUUAUUUGUUAAAGAGUGUAUUAAAACCUAUAGCACAGAUUGGCACGUGGUAAACUACAAGUAUGAGGACUUCUCUGGGGACUUUCGAAUGUUGCCAUGUAAAUCUUUGAGACCAGAAAAGAUUCCUAAUCAUGUAUUUGAGAUAGAUGAAGACUGUGAGAAAGAUGAGGACUCAUCUUCUUUAUGUUCUCAGAAGGGUGGUGUGAUAAAACAAGGCUGGUUGCAUAAAGCAAAUGUAAAUAGCACCAUCACAGUAACCAUGAAGGUAUUCAAGAGACGAUAUUUUUACUUGACCCAACUUCCUGACGGUUCAUAUAUUCUCAAUUCCUAUAAAGAUGAGAAAAAUUCAAAAGAAUCGAAAGGUUGCAUCUACUUGGACGCCUGCAUUGAUGUUGUUCAGUGCCCCAAAAUGCGCCGUCAUGCUUUUGAACUCAAGAUGUUAGAUAAAUAUAGCCAUUAUCUGGCUGCUGAAACUGAGCAGGAAAUGGAGGAAUGGUUGAUAACUUUGAAAAAGAUUAUUCAGAUCAACACCGACAGUUUAGUUCAAGAAAAAAAGGAGACGGUAGAAACAGCACAAGAUGAUGAAACUAGCAGCCAAGGAAAAGCCGAGAACAUCAUGGCAAGUUUGGAAAGGAGCAUGCAUCCAGAACUGAUGAAGUAUGGAAGAGAAACCGAACAACUAAACAAACUCAGUAGAGGAGAUGGAAGACAGAAUCUCUUUUCUUUUGAUUCAGAAGUUCAGAGGUUGGACUUUUCAGGAAUUGAACCUGAUAUAAAGCCAUUUGAAGAAAAAUGCAACAAACGUUUCCUGGUAAAUUGCCAUGAUUUAACUUUCAAUAUCUUGGGCCAAAUUGGAGACAAUGCAAAAGGACCACCCACAAAUGUUGAGCCCUUUUUUAUCAAUCUUGCCUUAUUUGAUGUAAAGAACAAUUGUAAGAUUUCAGCAGACUUUCAUAUAGACCUGAAUCCCCCAUCUGUCCGUGAAAUGCUAUGGGGCUCUUCAACCCAACUGGCCAGUGACGGUAGCCCAAAGGGCUCUUCACCCGAAUCUUACAUUCAUGGAAUUGCCGAAUCUCAGUUACGCUACAUACAACAGGGAAUUUUCUCAGUGACGAAUCCACAUCCUGAAAUUUUUCUAGUUGCGAGAAUUGAAAAGGUACUACAGGGAAACAUUACACACUGUGCAGAACCCUAUAUCAAAAAUUCUGAUCCAGUAAAGACGGCCCAGAAGGUGCACAGGACAGCUAAACAAGUGUGUAGCCGCCUUGGACAAUACAGAAUGCCCUUCGCUUGGGCUGCCAGACCCAUUUUCAAAGAUACUCAAGGCUCUCUCGAUCUGGAUGGGAGAUUUUCUCCUCUGUAUAAACAAGACAGUAGCAAGCUUUCAAGUGAAGACAUUCUCAAGUUGCUCUCAGAAUAUAAGAAGCCAGAAAAGACCAAACUUCAGAUUAUUCCUGGGCAGCUAAACAUCACAGUAGAAUGUGUUCCUGUGGAUUUAUCAAAUUGUAUUACUUCUUCAUAUGUGCCCUUGAAGCCUUUUGAAAAGAAUUGCCAAAAUAUUACCGUGGAGGUUGAAGAGUUUGUUCCAGAAAUGACAAAAUAUUGUUAUCCAUUUACUAUUUACAAAAACCAUCUGUAUGUAUAUCCCUUGCAAUUAAAAUACGAUAGCCAGAAAACAUUUGCCAAGGCAAGGAACAUUGCAGUCUGUGUGGAAUUCCGGGAUUCAGAUGAAAGUGACGCUAGUGCCCUAAAGUGUAUUUAUGGAAAACCUGCAGGGUCUGUUUUUACCACAAAUGCUUAUGCUGUUGUCUCACAUCACAAUCAAAAUCCAGAGUUCUAUGAUGAGAUUAAAAUUGAGCUUCCCAUUCACCUACAUCAAAAACAUCAUUUGCUUUUCACUUUUUAUCAUGUAAGUUGUGAAAUUAACACAAAGGGAACAACCAAAAAGCAAGACACAGUUGAAACUCCAGUUGGGUUUGCCUGGGUACCUUUGCUGAAAGAUGGUAGAAUCAUCACAUUUGAGCAGCAGCUGCCAGUUUCCGCCAAUCUUCCCCCAGGCUACUUGAAUCUGAAUGAUGCAGAAUCAAGAAGGCAAUGUAACGUGGAUAUUAAAUGGGUAGAUGGUGCAAAGCCUUUGUUGAAGAUUAAAAGCCACUUAGAAUCUACCAUUUACACUCAAGAUCUGCAUGUGCACAAAUUCUUCCAUCAUUGCCAACUGAUUCAGUCGGGCUCGAAAGAAGUUCCAGGGGAGCUUAUUAAAUAUUUAAAGUGUUUGCAUGCCAUGGAGAUCCAAGUCAUGAUACAGUUUCUACCUGUAAUUCUUAUGCAACUCUUCCGAGUUCUCACAAAUAUGACCCAUGAAGAUGACGUACCUAUCAACUGCACCAUGGUUCUCUUACAUAUUGUAUCAAAGUGCCAUGAGGAAGGCUUGGAUAGUUAUUUAAGAUCAUUCAUAAAGUAUAGCUUCCGACCUGAAAAACCGAGUGCUCCUCAGGCCCAGCUGAUACAUGAAACCCUGGCUACUACGAUGAUAGCAAUAUUGAAACAGUCUGCAGAUUUUUUAUCAAUAAACAAAUUGCUAAAGUACUCAUGGUUUUUCUUUGAAAUAAUUUCAAAGUCAAUGGCCACAUACUUGUUGGAAGAGAAUAAGAUUAAGCUUCCCCGAGGCCAGAGAUUUCCCGAGACGUAUCAUCAUGUCUUACAUUCACUGCUUCUUGCAAUAAUUCCCCAUGUGACUAUUCGGUAUGCAGAGAUUCCUGAUGAGUCCAGAAAUGUGAACUAUAGUUUGGCUAGCUUCCUGAAGCGCUGUUUGACACUAAUGGAUAGAGGAUUUAUUUUCAAUUUAAUAAAUGACUAUAUAUCUGGAUUCAGCCCCAAAGAUCCUAAGGUUCUGGCUGAAUACAAGUUUGACUUUCUGCAAACAAUUUGCAAUCACGAACAUUACAUUCCUUUGAACUUGCCAAUGGCAUUUGCAAAACCUAAACUGCAGCGGGUUCAAGAUUCAAAUCUUGAAUACAGUUUAUCAGAUGAGUAUUGCAAGCAUCACUUCUUGGUUGGUCUACUUCUGAGGGAAACUUCCAUUGCUCUUCAGGACAAUUAUGAGAUCAGAUAUACAGCUAUCUCUGUCAUAAAGAAUCUUUUGAUAAAACACGCAUUUGACACAAGAUACCAGCACAAGAACCAACAAGCCAAAAUAGCACAAUUGUACCUCCCCUUUGUUGGACUACUUUUGGAAAAUAUACAGCGAUUAGCAGGUCGAGAUACCUUGUAUUCUUGUGCAGCCAUGCCUAAUUCUGCAUCCAGAGAUGAGUUUCCAUGUGGCUUUACUUCACCUGCCAAUAGAGGGAGUCUGAGCACUGACAAAGACACCGCUUAUGGGUCUUUUCAAAAUGGACAUGGAAUUAAGAGAGAAGAUUCAAGAGGUUCCCUCAUCCCAGAAGGAGCAACAGGAUUUCCAGAUCAGGGCAACACUGGUGAAAAUACCCGACAGAGUUCUACGAGGAGUAGUGUAUCCCAGUAUAACCGCCUGGAUCAGUAUGAAAUCAGAAGCCUCCUGAUGUGCUACCUGUAUAUAGUAAAAAUGAUUUCAGAAGAUACUCUCUUAACUUACUGGAAUAAAGUAUCACCUCAGGAGCUCAUAAACAUUCUUAUACUUUUAGAAGUAUGUUUGUUUCACUUUAGAUAUAUGGGGAAAAGAAACAUAGCAAGGGUGCAUGAUGCCUGGCUGUCAAAACACUUUGGAAUAGACCGAAAAUCGCAAACCAUGCCUGCUCUUCGAAACAGAUCAGGAGUAAUGCAGGCCCGGCUUCAGCAUCUUAGUAGCCUAGAAAGUUCAUUUACACUUAAUCACAGUUCUACAACAACUGAAGCAGACAUUUUCCACCAGGCACUUCUUGAAGGCAAUACAGCUACUGAAGUUUCCCUAACAGUACUAGAUACCAUAUCAUUUUUCACUCAGUGCUUCAAGACCCAACUUUUAAAUAAUGAUGGCCAUAACCCAUUAAUGAAAAAAGUGUUUGAUAUACAUCUUGCUUUUCUUAAAAAUGGACAAUCUGAAGUGUCGCUGAAACAUGUAUUUGCCUCACUGAGAGCCUUCAUCAGUAAGUUUCCUUCAGCAUUUUUCAAAGGAAGAGUAAACAUGUGUGCUGCAUUUUGCUAUGAGGUUUUAAAGUGCUGCACAUCGAAGAUUAGCUCAACCAGGAAUGAAGCAUCUGCACUUUUGUAUCUUUUGAUGAGAAACAACUUUGAGUAUACCAAAAGGAAAACCUUUUUGAGGACACAUCUACAGAUAAUAAUUGCUGUAAGCCAGCUGAUAGCUGAUGUAGCACUAAGCGGAGGAUCAAGAUUUCAGGAGUCUUUAUUCAUUAUCAAUAAUUUUGCAAAUAGUGACAGACCUAUGAAGGCAACUGCCUUUCCCACAGAAGUCAAAGACUUGACCAAGAGAAUCCGCACUGUUCUUAUGGCCACUGCCCAAAUGAAGGAGCAUGAGAAAGACCCUGAAAUGCUAAUUGAUCUCCAGUAUAGCUUAGCCAAGUCCUAUGCAAGCACCCCAGAGCUCAGGAAAACCUGGCUUGAUAGCAUGGCCAAGAUUCAUGUAAAAAAUGGAGAUUUUUCAGAGGCUGCGAUGUGUUAUGUCCAUGUAGCAGCUCUAGUUGCAGAGUUUCUUCAUCGAAAAAAAUUAUUUCCUAAUGGAUGUUCAGCCUUCAAGAAAAUUACUCCCAAUAUAGAUGAAGAAGGAGCAAUGAAAGAAGAUGCUGGGAUGAUGGAUGUCCAUUAUAGUGAAGAGGUCUUGCUGGAGUUGCUAGAACAAUGUGUGGAUGGCUUAUGGAAGGCAGAACGUUAUGAAAUAAUUUCUGAGAUUUCCAAGUUGAUCAUUCCAAUUUAUGAGAAACGUCGUGAGUUUGAGAAACUUACUCAAGUUUAUAGAACUCUUCAUGGAGCUUACACAAAAAUUCUGGAAGUUAUGCAUACAAAAAAGAGACUUUUAGGCACUUUCUUCAGAGUUGCCUUUUAUGGCCAAUCUUUUUUUGAAGAAGAAGAUGGAAAGGAGUACAUCUAUAAAGAACCAAAGCUCACUGGCCUCUCAGAAAUUUCCUUGAGACUUGUUAAACUUUAUGGUGAAAAGUUUGGUACGGAGAAUGUCAAAAUAAUUCAGGAUUCAGACAAGGUAAAUGCCAAAGAGCUUGAUCCAAAAUAUGCUCAUAUACAAGUUACUUAUGUGAAGCCUUACUUUGAUGACAAAGAACUCACAGAAAGGAAGACCGAGUUUGAAAGAAAUCAUAAUAUCAGCAGAUUUGUUUUUGAGGCCCCUUACACUUUAUCAGGCAAAAAACAGGGCUGUAUAGAAGAACAGUGCAAACGCCGUACAAUCUUGACAACUUCAAACUCGUUUCCCUAUGUGAAGAAGAGGAUUCCUAUUAACUGUGAACAGCAGAUUAAUUUAAAACCGAUUGAUGUUGCCACUGAUGAAAUAAAAGAUAAAACUGCAGAGCUGCAAAAGCUUUGCUCCUCUACUGACGUGGACAUGAUUCAGCUCCAACUUAAAUUGCAGGGCUGUGUUUCUGUGCAGGUCAAUGCUGGUCCAUUAGCAUAUGCAAGAGCUUUCUUAAAUGACAGUCAAGCUAGCAAGUAUCCACCUAAGAAAGUGAGUGAGUUGAAAGACAUGUUUAGGAAAUUUAUACAAGCAUGCAGCAUUGCACUUGAACUAAAUGAGCGGCUAAUUAAAGAAGAUCAAGUUGAGUACCAUGAAGGGCUAAAGUCAAAUUUCAGAGACAUGGUAAAAGAAUUAUCUGACAUUAUCCAUGAGCAGAUAUUACAAGAAGACACAAUGCAUUCUCCCUGGAUGAGCAACACAUUACAUGUAUUUUGUGCAAUUAGUGGUACAUCGAGUGACCGAGGUUAUGGUUCCCCAAGAUACGCUGAAGUGUGAGGAAAUGCAGAUGUACGUGACAAUGAGACUGACCUUUCUCAGGAAUAUUUGGAGCUGUGCAAAUGUUAAAAUUUAAAGAUUUGAUAUACAUGGAGUGUUUCUUCUCGACACCAAAAUUUUCAUGUGUUCCAACAGGGUGCUUACAUAUUUGUAAAUAAGCAACUUGAAAGUGCCUGGAAAAUUGCACCACUGUGCUUGGUUUGUACUUUUUUAGGUAAAUCUAUAUGCUGAAAAGUAGAGCUCAAAAACAGUAGUUCAAUUUGCUUAAUUAUUGCUUAAAAUAAUAAUGGUACUAUGUAAAAUUGUAUAAUGGAAUACAAUAAAAGGUAAAACUUAUUU
Molecule: messenger RNA, 6682 nt
Organism: Nomascus leucogenys (northern white-cheeked gibbon)
Lineage: Eukaryota; Metazoa; Chordata; Mammalia; Primates; Hylobatidae
Gene: DOCK11
Product: dedicator of cytokinesis 11
Biological process (GO): positive regulation of GTPase activity; marginal zone B cell differentiation; positive regulation of filopodium assembly
Molecular function (GO): guanyl-nucleotide exchange factor activity
Source: RefSeq, a predicted model, not a curated record